AUGCAAAAUCAGACUACAGUGACUGAAUUUACCCUGACUGCCUUCCCUAUUCUCCAGAAUCUUCAGAUUUCUCUCUUCUUGAUCCUUUUGUUUACUUACAUGCUUACUCUAACAGGAAACAUUGUCAUCAUUUCCCUAAUAUGUUCUGAUAAUCGCCUCCAAACCCCAAUGUAUUUCUUCCUCAGUAAUUUGUCAUUUUUGGACAUUUUAUACACAACCUCAGUUACCCCAAAGUUCUUAGCUUGUCUCCUAGAGGACAGGAAAACCAUAUCUUUUGCUGGCUGCAUCACCCAAACAUACUUCUUUUUUCUCCUGGGGACAGUGGAGUUUACCCUCCUGGCAGUGAUGUCCUUUGACCGCUAUGUGGCCAUCUGUAACCCCCUGCGCUACACCGACAUCAUGAACAGCAGGGUCUGUCUCCUGCUUGUUUUGGGCUGCUGGAUGGGGGCCUUCCUGUCAGUGCUCUGUCCAACUAUUGUGGUGUCCAGAUUGCCUUUCUGCUAUAAAGAAAUUCGUCAUUUCUUCUGUGACAUUGCCCCUUUACUGCAAGUGGCCUGUAUUGACACUCAUUUCAUUAAGAUGAUAAACUUCCUCUUAUCUUCCCUUGUUCUCCUGACCUCACUGGUGCUCACCACCAUGUCCUAUACCUAUAUCGUUUCUAUCAUCAUGCGCAUCCCCUCAGCCCAAGGACGUCAGAAGGCCUUUUCCACCUGUGCUUCUCACAUCACUGUUGCCUCUAUUGCCUAUGGAAGCAACAUUUUCAUGUAUGUGAGGCCUAACCAGAGCUAUUCACUGGAUUUUGACAAAGUGACAGCUGUUCUCACCACAGUGGUGACCCCUCUUCUGAACCCCUUCAUUUAUAGCCUAAGAAAUGAAAAAGUAAAGGAAGUUUUGAGAGAAGCAGUCAACAAAAUUCUGUCUUUAUUGUACAGGAGAACUUGCAGCAUUAUUGCACAGGGAACUUGA
Messenger RNA from Pteropus alecto (black flying fox), 966 nucleotides. Its product is annotated as olfactory receptor 6M1. Gene Ontology annotation, biological process: G protein-coupled receptor signaling pathway. Lineage: Eukaryota; Metazoa; Chordata; Mammalia; Chiroptera; Pteropodidae. Gene Ontology annotation, molecular function: olfactory receptor activity; G protein-coupled receptor activity. The record is from RefSeq and is a predicted model, not a curated record. The coding region runs from base 1 to 966 and encodes 321 amino acids. The transcript has a single exon. Gene Ontology annotation, cellular component: membrane.